Messenger RNA from Cydia strobilella, 2754 nucleotides. RefSeq names its product insulin-like growth factor-binding protein complex acid labile subunit. Gene Ontology annotation, molecular function: protein binding. The record is from RefSeq and is a predicted model, not a curated record. The transcript has 2 exons. NCBI's taxonomy places the organism in Eukaryota, Metazoa, Arthropoda, Insecta, Lepidoptera, Tortricidae. The coding region runs from base 138 to 2624 and encodes 828 amino acids.
GUCGCACCGCUGCUACUGUUUACAGUUAGGUCAUUAGAUAUGCAUUCAAAUAACAAUUAAUUAUCAAUUGGUGCCUACUUUAUUCGUUGUUGAAAUAUUAGGCAGUGCCGGUUUUCCUGCCAUAUGAAGAGGAUAAAAUGGAUAACACAGUAAAAGCGAUCUUAGUGCUAACGCUGCUGGUCGCUUCAGGCCCGCCAGUGAACAGCGACUGCAACAUUCACGAGAUUGGCGACGACACGCCCUGCGGCGGCCACCUGAUCUGCACCAGCGACUUCAGUGAUGCCAUCAGCGACAUAAUCCAAAUGCCCUGCUUAUACUUAUACAACGAUUACUCAGAAGAACACAUCUUACAUCAGAACUUCAGUAUCUCCGUAGAGGCAACAGAUUUCGACUUCAGCACCAAUGACUCGUCAGUUAUAAACGAGCUAAAGGACCAUAUUAACGCCAUCUCCAUAACGAACGGAAGAAUCAAGAAGUUUCCAGAAGCUGUUUUAAAUGUGCGACAAGCGAAGAUGAUUGAUCUCUCAAGCAACAAUAUUGAGUCUCUAAAUCUAGCGGCAUUCGCGAGACCGAGUAUGAUAAACGUGCUUAAUAUGUCCUAUAAUAACAUAGAACGUUUAGACGCCCAGAUAGGUUGGCCUAGCUACUGGCAGUUAACAGUUACCACGAUCGAUUUUAGCCAUAAUAAUAUCCAAGGUGUGCUACAGAACAACAUCGCACCAUAUUUUACAUUAAGACAUUUGAAUCUAUCUUACAAUUACAUAGAAUCGUUCAAUCAAGACACGUUCAGUAAUCUGACAGGAUUGCUAACGUUAGACAUUUCGAACAACAAGAUUAUAAAACUUGACUCUUCUUUAGCUGGUCUAGUAAAUUUACAAGAAUUGUAUUUAGAUCACAACGAUCUAACACAAUUAAAUAAGGAUAACUUUUACAGCUUGUUCGGUUUGAAAUAUCUCAAUAUCAGCUCCAAUAAUUUAAAAAGUUUUGAGAGUUCUUCUUUCAACUCUUUAAGUUCUUUAACGCAACUGGACUUAAGUAACAACAAUAUUGAGGCUAUUUUAAAAUCAACAUUUCAGAAUAACAGUCUUCUUUAUUCACUCGAUGUGUCAUUCAAUGAAAUAUCAAAAAUAGAGUCGGGAGCCUUUGCAGGCGCUCAUAUCACAGAUUUAAAACUCCACAACAACACUUUAGCAGGCUAUCUCGACACCGACGCAUUUAAUGGUCUAUACUUUGAAAAGUUGGACCUCAGUGACGCGGACAUAGGGGAGCUGGGGCCCGAUCUAUUUGGACCUCAUCCUUCCUUCCAAUCGCUUAGUUUCAGUAAAAAUUUUAUAUCUAAAAUCAGUAAGACUACAUUUAGAAACCUCGGAAAUUUAGAGGAACUAGACCUCUCGUUUAACAAACUAAGAAGCAUAGAUUUUGAUACUACAGAUUUAAAAACAUUGAGGUAUUUCUACAUCAGUAAUAACGUCAUACAGCAAAUUCGAAGGGAUACUUUCGAACCUCUCAUUUCGCUGAAAAUUAUUGACCUAUCCAAUAAUGCCAUCGAAGAUAUACAAACCCGAUCUUUUAACAAUUUAAAAAUUCUGAUUUUAUUAAAUUUAAAAAAUAAUCCCAUUACUGAUAUCCCUCAACAAACGUUUAACGGAUUGUCUUUAUGUAUCGGUUUAGAUCUCUCUGGAUCUAAAAUCAAAACCCUUCAAAACAACUCGUUCAAUGGAAUGACAUCAUUAAAUACACUCAAUUUGUCACACAGUGAUAUAAAACUGAUAGAAUUUAACGUUUUUAAUGGCACUGGGGCAAUAGAAUUUUUAGAUUUAUCAUUCAAUCAGAUUGAAUCAUUUUCCAUAAAUAGUACAAAUUUAAAACUACAACAGAUACAGCUAACUUCCAAUGUUAUCACAGCCAUAAGCAAAAUGUCUUUCCAAAAGCAGCGUAGUGUGACGUUAAUUGAUAUCAGUUAUAAUAAAAUAUCAUAUAUUCAACCAGGGUCAUUUAUGGACUGUGAAUUUCUUUACACAUUAAAUUUAAACAACAAUUAUUUAUCAUUUCUUCAGUAUGGCGUAUUUGAGGGUAUGGAACGUGUAAGAACGAUAAACUUAUCGAAUAAUAAAUUUCACAGAUUCGAUGUUAAAUUAUUUUACGGCUUACCAAAUUUGCAAGUCGUUUAUCUUGAUAACAAUUUUAUAGACAACAUAAAUCUCACGGAAUUCGCAAUGUCAGCUGUUAAGACUUUAUCUAUAGGAGGUAACCCGUUAAUAUGUGAUACUUUGACGAAGUUUACCCAUGAGAUUGGCUCCCCUGUCUCCCUGAAAGCGGAAUCCCCAAAUUAUGAAAGAGAAAAUGUAAACGGGAUAGUUUGUAAAAGUGAGACUGAGUACAAUGACACUCAAGAUAGUGACACUAAAAAGUUUCUCGCGGGAAAUGAAAAUCUAGAAAAACUUAUCAACGUCACAAAUCGAUAUUUGGCGACGAUCUUUGGGACACUUAUCUGCGCAAUGCUCGCAGUGUUAUGUUUUUUUGUUUACUAUAAAUUUAGAAAUACGCUGACACGCAGUCGGGUAGUCUCAUCUAGUAGAGAAGUAUUGUCGAAUGCUAUUGAAUUAGAGAGUAAUCAAGAUUAAUAUUGAGUAUUGUAUAUCUUUAUUUUAAUGUAAGUAGACGAAAUUUCUAUAAGACCUGAACUUUAGUAGGUACUUGAAAUUUUUGUACCAUUUAAUCUAAAAAUAAUUAAAAUUAAAAUCCUAUAAGUAA